UAGAUCUACUUAAAGUCAGUCAGUCUCACUACUCCUCCCUCGCUCCCUCACUCUCCCCCGUUCCGCUUCGCUUCACUCGGAACCCUCUUUCCCAGAAAGCCUUUCUCCAUCUGCAUUUCUCAGAAUUGCGCUUCCUUUCUGGUUCAGAUUCUCUGAAUGUAGAAUGUAGGUUUCUUCCAAUCUCGAAUCGAUGACGGCUUGAUUCGCCCGUGCAUGAAUUGGACCUGGGGCGAGGCAAUGGCGAGGAGGGUUCCGAGGAGGGUCUGGUUAGGGUUCCAAAAAUCGAUGGGUCUCCUCGUGGGUGGGAAUCACACCUCCUCCAGGUUUUGCACUCGCUAAAUUUCGAUCCCUUUCGUGCUUUUGGCUUCAAUCUCUCUCGCUCUGUUAAGAUUUUUGACUGAAUUGGUCCUCUGAAACUUGAUCGGAAAGAUCUCAACUUUGCACUGAGUUGCACUGGGCUUGAACUGAUUGAAUCCCGAUAAAAUGAUGGAUUACAAGGCGUUGAAAUACCAGAUUCUUCAUGGGUACAUCGCGAGGCGCGUGCUCCUUCGCACGCUCAUGGUAGCCUCUGCUAUUUCUCUAUUCCCUUUGCUGCAUGUGUUGUCCGGUGGGAAUCCAGCAUUUUUCGCUCCGGCAAGUUCCGAUAAUUGCGCCGCCGACUCGGGUAACUUUGGUCAAUUUAUGCUGUCUGGCGCGUAUUUGAUUCCCGAAUGGAUGUUGGUACCAAUACGGGGUUCGUUCGAAUCCGUCGAGUGCAAAGAGGAUGUGAAUUUGACUGUUAAUGUGGUUGGAGAGCUGAUGAGCAAGCACUUGUUGGAUUAUAGCGCAAAGGCUCUCUGUGCCGGGGAAGGAUCGUCUGCCUGCGUUUUUGCAUUGCACGAAUUGGGAUUCUCCAAUGCUUGCGGGGUGUACGGACACCCCUUCUUUUCUCUGAAACAAAAGCAUUUGGUUUACGAGCUGAGCUACGGUGAUAAUUCCUUCGACUUCGUAUUCUCCAGGGACCUUGAUAAGGUGUCGGUCCCUGCAUUGCUUGUGCUCGAGAUUGAGCGCGUGCUUAAGCCUGGUGGAAUUGGGGCUAUGCUUGUCGGUGUUAGUGGUUCCAAUCCGAACAGCCUCAUUAGGUCGGCAACGCCGGUUUCUUCGCUGCUGAAAGCUUCCAGUGUCGUUCACGUAGGUUUCAUGAAUGAUUUCAGUCUUGGUGUGAUGAAUGACUUCACUCUGGUGGUUUUUAAGAAGACAAUUGAAAAUGUGGGUUUCUUUGGGCAGUAUAGACUUCCAGACAACUGCCCAUCAAUUAUUAAGAGCAAACCCUUUAUUGAUCUGAUGGAGCCUCUCGUAGAGGAAAAGUCAAUGGAAUCUAAGCCAAAGAAUUCCUAUUUACCAAAAUUCGUAGAUGUCUCUUUAGCAAAGCAAAUGACCUAUAUUGUUAUUGGAGCAGGGGAGCAUCUGAAUUAUGCGCAUGUGAAUUGGUUCCUGCCGUCUUAUCCAGUGGACAUCCGCACGUUUAACAUUUAUUUCGUCGACCACAACACUUCUGUGCUUUCAUCUUAUGUCAAGAAGCCUGGUAUUAACUUUGUUUAUCACCCGGGGCUGGUGGGAAACAAGGGCAAAAGUAAUCUUGGAGAUGAUCCUGAGUUUGAUCCUUAUCUGGGAAGUGAAGGUUUUGACAUUCUUGUUUGGUUCAAGGAAACAGUGAAGCACGCAGACUUUGUGGUCGUGAAGAUGAACACGGGGGAGUUAGAACUGAAAUUCCUGGUGGAGUUAUUCGAGACCGGAGCCAUAUGCUCGGUGAACGAGCUCUUCCUCCAUUGCUCGGACCCUUUGCAAGGCAUCGGAGAAAUGAAGGGGGGAUGCAUGGAUCUGUUCAAGGGCCUUAGAAGCACUGGUGUGUUUGUGCAUCAGUGGUGGGGAAAUUAGACUCUAUUCCACGUUUUGCAUCCUACUGUUUUUAGGUCGUGUCCUUCGUUUUGUGUGUCGCUCUAGUGCUUGCUUCAUACUUACUGAAGCAUCGCACCUCCCCUGCACGGAUAAGUCCCAUAGAUGGAGUUCACUCAUCAUUGGAGAUGAAUGCCCUGCAAGGGGAGUACUGAAUAAUUGUCACGUGUCUGCGGAAACUGUGCUUUCCGGUGUGGUUCGAAUUUCUGAGUCGUGGUCCAGUACUUUCGUCACGUGUCUUCGGAAGCUCUGCUUUCCGUUGUGUUUCGAAUUUCCGAGUCAGUAGUCUAGUCCUUUCUGCUUUGAUGUGUGGGGAAAAUGUAUGUUGCUUCUUGGUUGUGCUCUAGCACCACAUGGCAUGGAGCAACAAUUUCUUCUCCAUCUUAUGAAUAAGAACUUCGUCAUUAUG
Rhodamnia argentea is the source of this 2344-nucleotide messenger RNA. RefSeq lists its product as uncharacterized. The transcript has a single exon. The coding region runs from base 484 to 1917 and encodes 477 amino acids. Gene Ontology annotation, molecular function: S-adenosylmethionine-dependent methyltransferase activity. The record is from RefSeq and is a predicted model, not a curated record. NCBI's taxonomy places the organism in Eukaryota, Viridiplantae, Streptophyta, Magnoliopsida, Myrtales, Myrtaceae.